GCGUUUGACGUCAGCAUCCCGGCAGUCUUCAGCAGAUUCAAGGCCUGGCGCGAGUCGGACGACAGGUCCACGUGGUCUUCUGGCCCGUUCGACGACGGGUGCAUCCCGGACGAGCCCGACCAGGACCGCUAUUGGCUCCUCCAGCCCAACGACCGCUACAAUUUGACCAUGUUCGCCUCGCCUCCGAAGCACCAUCGGCUCUUCUAUUUCAGCGAGUUCGAAGACUCGGUCCGUCUAGACAUCUUCCUGACCCAGCCCUUCAAGCUGCAGGUCUACGUGGACGGCGUGCUGCUCGGGGACGAGUACGAUACCACAAUCGCAUGCGCGUCGUGCGACUCGCCGGCCCCGGCACCCGAGUCGGAGCCCGAGUCGGAGCCCGAGUCGGAGCCCGAGUCGGAGCCCGAGUCGGAGCCGGAGUCGGAGUCGGAGCCGGAGUCGGAGCCGGAGUCGGAGUCGGAGCCGGAGUCGGAGUCGGAGCCGGAGUCGGAGUCGGAGCCGGAGUCCGAGGCGGGGACGCCCAGCCCGACCCCGAGCGCGUCGCGGGCGGAGGCCCGGCUGCCCGUGCUGUCCGACCCCCACGGCUCGUACGCCUUUGACCCCCACGCGCGCCGCUUCUAUGCGGGCCGCUGGCGCGGCGUGUGGCGAGACUGCCGCAGCAACCUCUUGUGCCAGUGGUCCUGGUGGAUUGUUGGAUUGGCUGGGCGUGCUGUGCAGCGCAUGGAAGGGAGCGGCCACUUCCAUGGUCUCAUGGACAGGUGGGAUGCCUGCUGGCUAUGCCUGCGGCGGUUUCGCUUGGGGUGGUACCUGCUGAGCUUGUCCAGCGUGGAGUUGCACUCCUAUCGGCGGUUCCCUGGGGCCGUGGCGAGCCAGAUGUUCGGCAGCGUGCUCUGA
Molecule: messenger RNA, 891 nt
Organism: Prorocentrum cordatum
Lineage: Eukaryota; Dinophyceae; Prorocentrales; Prorocentraceae
Source: the annotation of a GenBank genome assembly